AUUGAUGCCCUUGAAAGAGAAAUCCGGGGUAGCGAUACUCCUAUAAAGAGAAGCAAGUUGCAAGUUGCAUCAUAGCCUCGGUAAAAUUGCAAGUCCCCAAGCUCCUACAUCCACAAUUUACAAUCAUCAACUAUAAAGCUCACGAUGCGCAUAUCACGAUAACAUCACUAUAGUCCUCUAAAAGGGACGCCGCAUUCACUAUGGCUUGUCCAUUCUGUAGUAUAGCAUCCAAUUACCCACCAUCCUCAUCCCUCGCAAACCCAGACCUUACCAGUCCAUCCGCAUUUGUAGUCCUCAGCACACCUCUCUGCAUGGCAUUUCUCGAUAUUAUGCCACUUUCUCCAGGACAUUUACUCGUCACCACCCGUAAACAUAACGAGAAGUUAUCGGACGUGAGUGUAGAAGAAGCGCGAGAAUUGGGUGAAUGGCUUCCGAGACUAUCUCGAAUCUUAGCCAAGGUCACCGGUGUGUGGGACUGGAAUAUCGUUCAAAACAACGGUGAGUUACCCGGGAUUUGUGUCUUGGAAGAUCCGGCACAUUUAAAGUUGUAGCUAGGUCGAUUUAGGAUAUCUGGUGCAACAAAGGAAUGAAGAAAUCAAUGCUAAUGGGAUUGGGAUAAAUAUAGGAGCUGCUGCAGCCCAAGUCGUACCGCAUGUACAUUUUCAUAUUAUCCCGAGACCGGGACUAACUCCCGAGUUACGCAAUCGAUCGUUUACGAUGUUUGGAAGAGGGCAGAGGAGUGAAUUGGAUGACGAGGAGGCUAAGGUCCUAGCUGCAGACUUGAGAGAGGAAUUGGCAAGAGAGAUGGAGGCGAUUGGGAAGGGCAAGUUAUAGAAGCAAGGGUUGAAUAUACCACGAACAUCCGAGACUUAGAUGGAAGAUUGAAAUAUCCGGAAUUUGGAACUGUUGAUUAAUGAUUAGAGCAAAAGAUCGAAAGUCGGAUUAGGGUGUAAUGGAAAUUGUACAUAUGGGGUGGGACGCACAAGAACGGCGUGCAUAUACCGGUUGGAAGCAAUAUAAUAAUGUUCUAGGCUCUUAUGAAAUACUUUGAUCUCCGGU
Molecule: messenger RNA, 1059 nt
Organism: Sclerotinia trifoliorum
Lineage: Eukaryota; Fungi; Ascomycota; Leotiomycetes; Helotiales; Sclerotiniaceae
Source: the annotation of a GenBank genome assembly